CUUCUUCGCUAAGCACAAAACACCCACUGUGUGGGCUGAAAGUUUGAUGAGUGAUCUUGCGGCACUCCGUUACGCAACUACUAAGCCAGCAUUUCUGCAGGGUUGUAGACUGUUUGUAAGGAAAUAUGAGGGUAUUGCAGAAAUCAAGAAUGAGCUGAAUUAUAUUCGGCAGCAGUGGUUUCCAAGCUGUGUUUCAAACGUUGACGCGGAUCCCGCUAAUAGUAGCUGGUAUUUUGGGUUCUGUAUUGGUUAUCCUACCGCCAACUGCUCACUGGAGAGUCAUAAUGGAGCUACUGGUGUACUCGUCCCAUACUACUCUCGGUGCAUGAACGAAGAGAACAAGACGACGAGAAGGCGAUUUGUCGGUCUCGACCAUAAGACGGCGGAUAAGAAAGAUUACGCGGCUGGUAUCGCAUGGCUCAAGGAUGCAAAGCUCAUCGAGGUGAAGGGGAGCAGUUUGCAUUAUCAGUUGUUGAUCUCCCCCAAUCGCGGGACGCGAGCCACUGAGUUGAACGAUGCUAAUAUAAAGGAGUUCUUGGGAGUUAUGACGGGAGAAGCUGAGAUUGACACCUUCGAUGAAUGGUGCUCUAUUAGUCGAAGAUUCAUAUGCGUUAAGGUACCAGACCACGCGCGCACCUGGCGAGAUAUGACGUGUUGUUGCGUGUGUUUCUUACGGGAGAAAACAUGCCCACAUGUUCUAGGAGUGGCAUAUAGAUUAAACAGGCUUAGUGCGGAAGAUCGUGAUCGAUAUCCUAUUUGCUCGAAGCAACGCUCUAAAGGACGAAGUAGAAAAAUAGUAGCUGGCCAAUCACUGAGGAGGUCGGCUAGUGAUACGGAGCGAACAAACAGUCGAUUGUUUUAAUGAGUCUCGUGUUGAGAUA
Molecule: messenger RNA, 881 nt
Organism: Perkinsus marinus ATCC 50983
Lineage: Eukaryota; Perkinsozoa; Perkinsida; Perkinsidae
Exons: 3
Coding region: 47-862 (271 amino acids)
Molecular function (GO): zinc ion binding
Source: RefSeq, a predicted model, not a curated record